AUGGUAGAAGACGAGGAUAACGAGUGGGAACAACUCAACCGCAUGAACUGGAAGGGCUUGGGUGUAACGGAUCCGAUAAAAAGCGUUGAGGACAAGUGGCUUCUAUUGCCCGCUUUUCUCAAAGUCAAAGGACUCGUCAAACAACACAUCGACUCCUUCAACUACUUCGUCGAUGUCGAUAUCAAAAACAUCGUCAAAGCGAACAACAAAGUUACCUCAGACGUAGACCCACGUUUCUGGCUGAAAUACACGGACAUCAAUGUUGGUUUUCCUGACCGGAACGAAGAGUCUUCUGUUGACAAGAGGGUGACUCCGAACGAGUGCCGACUGCGUGAUACGACAUACAGUGCUCCAAUCAUUGUGACCAUCCAAUACACUCGCGGUAAAAACAUCGUCCAACGGAAUGUCAAUAUCGGACGUUUGCCAAUCAUGUUGAGGAGCUGCAAGUGCGUUUUGACCGGAAGGUCCGAAGAACAACUGGCCCGCAUGAUCGAAUGUCCGUUGGAUCCAGGAGGAUAUUUCGUUGUGAAAGGGACUGAAAAGGUCAUUCUUGUCCAGGAGCAGCUUAGCAAGAAUCGGAUUAUCGUAGAGACAGAUCCUGCAAAGGGCGUCGUUCAGGCGUCUUGCACAUCGUCUACGCAUGGCGGUCUCAAGUCCAAGACUUAUGUCGCAACAAAGAAGGGCAAAAUAUAUCUCCGGCAUAACUCUAUUCACGAAGACAUACCUAUUGUCAUCGCCCUGAAGGCAUUGGGAAUCCAGUCCGAUAAGGAGAUACUCCUUCUCACAGCAGGAAACACCGAUGCGUACAAAACUGCAUUCUCAGCCAACCUGGAAGAUGCUGCGAAGCUUGGCGUGUUCACUCGACACCAAGCCCUCGAAUACAUCGGCACUCGUGUCAAGGUCAACCGACGCGUGAUGGGUCCGCGACGGCCUGCUUGGGAAGAAGCAUUGGAGGCGCUCGCCACAAUUGUCCUGGCACAUGUCCCUGUCAAAGGCCUUGACUUCAGGUCAAAGGCCAUCUUUGUUGCCACCAUGACCCGGCGGGUCUUAAUGGCAAUCGACGACGAACACAUGGUUGAUGAUCGCGACUACGUCGGAAACAAACGACUAGAACUUGCAGGCCAGCUUCUCGCCUUGCUAUUCGAGGAUUUGUUCAAGACGUAUAACUCUAACCUUAAGAACGCCAUUGACAAAGUGCUGAAGAAGCCUUCGAGAACGAGCGAGUUUGAUGCGUUCAAUACAAUGCGAAUGCAAGGCGACCAUCUCACGUCCGGAUUCGUGCGCGCCAUCUCAACCGGCAAUUGGUCAUUGAAACGAUUCAAGAUGGAACGAGCAGGUGUCACGCACGUCCUCAGCCGCCUGAGCUUUAUCUCCGCGUUGGGGAUGAUGACUCGUAUCUCAUCACAGUUUGAAAAGACGAGGAAAGUCAGCGGUCCUCGGGCGCUCCAACCAAGUCAGUGGGGUGUUCUUUGUCCUAGUGAUACCCCCGAAGGAGAGGCAUGUGGCCUUGUCAAGAAUCUCGCGCUCAUGACACACAUCACUACCGAUGUUGAAGAGGAGCCCAUGAUACGUCUUGCCUUCAUGCUUGGCGUGGAGGACAUCAGUUUGACAACUGGAACAGAGAUCUAUGGUCCACAUACCUUCGUUGUGAACGUGAACGGUACUAUUAUUGGCCUGACAAGGCACCCCACCCGAUUCGUUGCACAAUUUCGCAAGCUCCGGAGGGCUCGUCGGUUCAGCGAGUUUGUCAGCAUAUACAUCAACCAUCACCAUCGUGCUGUGCAUAUUGCGAGCGAUGGCGGGCGCAUUUGCAGACCUGCUAUUAUUGUGGAGAACGGUCGGCCGAGAGUUACUUCCGAGCAUAUCCAACAAUUGAAAAAGAAUGCCAUGACCUUCGAUGAUUUCCUCAAAAAGGGUCUGGUUGAAUACCUCGACGUCAACGAAGAAAACGACACUUAUAUUGCACUUUACGAGAGCGACAUCGUACAUACGACGACUCAUUUAGAAAUCGAGCCAUUCACACUCUUAGGGGCUGUGGCAGGUUUGAUCCCAUAUCCUCAUCACAACCAGUCACCUCGAAAUACCUAUCAGUGUGCCAUGGGAAAACAAGCUAUCGGCGCCAUUGCCUACAACCAGCUGAAUCGUAUCGACACACUCCUAUAUUUGUCUGUCUACCCCCAACAGCCGAUGGUCAAGACGAAGACUAUCGAGUUGGUAGGGUAUGACAAACUCCCUGCCGGUCAAAACGCUACGGUGGCCGUUAUGAGCUACUCUGGGUACGAUAUCGAAGAUGCUCUCAUCCUAAACAGGGCAAGCUUGGACCGAGGAUACGGCAGAUGUCAGGUUUUGCGAAAAAAUGCAACACUUAUUCGAAAAUAUCCCAAUGGAACAUUUGACCGUCUUGCGGAUGCACCUUUGGACGAGAAUGGCAAGAUAUCCAAAAAGUAUGACAUCAUUCAGCUCGACGGUCUUGCUGGGGUCGGAGAACGGGUCGAUCCAGGCGACGUCUACGUCAAUAAGCAAACCCCUUCGAACGCAGCAGACAACACUUUCACUGGUCAAGCCGCCUCGGUACCGUACAAAAAUACCCCAUUGACUUAUAAAUCUCCGGUCUCCGGCAAUAUCGACAAGGUUAUGAUUAGCGACACUGAGAACGACCAAACGAUCGUCAAGGUUCUCAUCCGACAGACACGUAGGCCAGAGCUAGGCGACAAGUUCUCGUCCCGACAUGGACAAAAGGGCGUCUGUGGGCUCAUUGUGAACCAGGAGGACAUGCCUUUCAACGACCAGGGCAUCAAUCCGGAUACCAUCAUGAACCCCCAUGGGUUCCCCUCUCGUAUGACGGUCGGAAAGAUGAUUGAACUGCUGGCCGGGAAGGCUGGCGUCUUAACAGGGAAGCUUCAGUAUGGCACAGCCUUUGGUGGUUCAAAGGUUGAAGAUAUGAGCCGUAUCCUUGUGGAGAAUGGGUUCAGUUACGCCGGCAAAGAUAUGCUUACCAGUGGAAUUACUGGAGAACCUUUAGAGGCUUACGUAUAUUUUGGUCCUAUCUAUUAUCAGAAACUCAAACACAUGGUCAUGGACAAAAUGCAUGCUCGAGCGAGAGGUCCACGUGCGACACUGACACGCCAACCAACCGAGGGUCGGUCCCGAGAAGGAGGCCUUCGUCUAGGAGAGAUGGAGCGUGACUGUCUAAUUGGCUACGGUGCUACUCAGCUUCUACUCGAACGGCUGAUGAUUUCGUCCGAUAAAUUCGAAGUCAAUGCAUGUGAGGAGUGUGGGCUAAUGGGGUACAACGGCUGGUGUACCUACUGCAAGAGCUCAAAAAAGAUGGCCCAGUUGACAAUACCAUACGCUGCUAAACUCCUGUUCCAAGAGUUGAUGGCUAUGAAUGUGGUGCCCCGGUUGGUGCUGGACGAUGCAUAA
Cyclocybe aegerita is the source of this 3423-nucleotide messenger RNA. The record is from the annotation of a GenBank genome assembly. Lineage: Eukaryota; Fungi; Basidiomycota; Agaricomycetes; Agaricales; Hemipholiotaceae.